GUGGCCGUAUUAAACUAUAAAUUGAAAUAUCUUUUUUCCGGAACGAGAACAUAGACAGACAUAUAUAACGGCGGCUUGAACCUGUUUCAUAUUUUGCCCUAAUCGUCUUCAGCUGAAGCUACAAACCCACUCUUCUUACAGAGUAUUAGUGGCUUAUAGUGGGCAUGGGUGCCGAAAGUGGGUUGCAGGGAGAUGCUCCGCGAUUGGUUGCAGUCCUAAAAGAAAUGAAAGAAGGUUUAGAUGCCGUCACAAAUAAGGUGCAAGCUUUAACAGCUAAGGUCAAAGCUGAUAAAUUGCCAACAGCAGAUGGGAUAAGCUAUCUUGAUGCCAAGAACUUAUUGCUACUUAAUUAUUGCCAGUCACUAGUUUACUAUUUGCUCCGCAAGACAAAAGGCUUAUCAAUAGAGGGGCAUCCUGUUGUUAGGAGCCUGGUGGAGAUUAGAUUAUUCUUGGAAAAGAUUCGGCCCAUAGACAAAAAGUUGCAAUAUCAAAUACAGAAGCUCACAAGGCUUACUGGCAGCGAAGUGGAUGUGGGUUUGAAUGAGAAGGAAGAAGAUUCCAGUCAGAAGACGGAAGAUCCACUGAUGUAUCGUCCUAACCCUGACAUGCUUGCUCUCAAAACGAAUGUUGCCGAGGAUAGCAUUGGAGUUUAUAAAAUACCGAAAAUUGUACCUACUAUGAUGGAAGAAGAUAAGAAGACAAGACAGGAAAGAAAUGUUCUGAGAAAGGAGAGACAAGCUCUUCGAGAAUCUGGGCAGAGCGUUUACAUGAGAGAUAUGAUGAAUGAUCUCGAGGGAAGGCCAGAAGAGGUGAGAGAGAUGGUCGGAACUGAAAGUAUAGAGGUUACUAAGUACAAAGAGAGGUUGGAAGCACAAUCGCGUAUAGAGGAAGAGCUAUUUACUCGUGCUCCUAUUACAAAAUCGGAGAAAAAGAAGAUGAAACAUAUGAAGAAGUCCAGAAAUGGUAUGCAAGCUUUCACAGAGAGUUUCUUCGAUGAGAUCAAAACAUUACCUUUCGAGCACAACACUGAUGGGCAAACUUCAGGCUUUGAGAAUGACGGUUAUAGAGAAAGAAAGUUCAACAAACGCAAGCGGAAGCAUUAAAAAAGAAAAGUGGAUUAAAUCUUUCCUAGAUGAAGUACUUUGUUCUUACAAAUGCAAGGUGGAUGUGAGAUCUCUGUGGCAUGCAUUAUAGGACAUUCGUUUGGCCUGCAAGACUUUGAGGGUCUACUACUGAUAAAUUCUUUAGGAUUUUUGAGUAUGAAGUCAUUUUAAAUGUUCUUGAAAUUGAUGAGAAUGCAAACUUAUCAUUUUGGUAAUGCAAGGACUAAGGAUUCAAACAAAUUUUUUUACUAGAAUAUGCUAGUGGACUUCACUUUUUUCAA
Molecule: messenger RNA, 1384 nt
Organism: Daucus carota subsp. sativus
Lineage: Eukaryota; Viridiplantae; Streptophyta; Magnoliopsida; Apiales; Apiaceae
Exons: 9
Coding region: 165-1103 (312 amino acids)
Biological process (GO): maturation of SSU-rRNA from tricistronic rRNA transcript (SSU-rRNA, 5.8S rRNA, LSU-rRNA)
Cellular component (GO): nucleolus; small-subunit processome
Source: RefSeq, a predicted model, not a curated record